AUGGGCAGGAUAUUGGGGGGUGGCGGGUUCCCGGAUACGGCCUCACAUCCGCUCUGGGCCGGGCACGGAGCAGCCGCCGCCGCCUCGGACCCGGCGCUGUGCCGUCCGACCCUAUCCCGCCCCAGCCCGUCCCGAUCCCGGCCGUUCUGCUCUUUUCCUCUGUCUCGGAUGGCCGCGAUCUCCCGGGCACCCGCGGGACGCGGGCAGGGCCACAGCCAUGUCCCCCGCUGGACCAGCACCCUGAGACAGGACACAGAGCUGGAGAACACCGGGAGAGCUCCAUCCCGCCGGGGCCGGUUCUUGAAGGUGUGCGAUGGAAACGCCGGUGGGACCCAGCGGUGUCAGAUGCCGGGAGGGAACAGCCGUGGAGCCCCGAGCACUGCGGGCAGCGCCUCCCACGCCCGGCUGAGCUCGGUUCUGAGYAAAGUGGCACAACUGGAAAGCAAGAUCAUGAACCAAAAAAAGCACCUGGAACGGCAGAACACCGACUCGGGCCUGAAGCYUUCAGCUGAGGAGUGCUCCUCAUCUGCCUCUGGGCAUGAACGUGCCAGGGGCAAGAAGUACUGGAAGAAUUAUGGUACCACCAGUGCUAAUGGGACACGCAGGGAUGCCUGUUCUGAGGAAGAGGAAAGCAUCCAAAGCCCUAAAAAGAAUGUUCUGGUUAAACAACACCUUGAUUUGGAUAGUGAUGAAGAGGAAAUGAGAGAACUGAUGGGGAGCUCUUUGGGUUUUUCCAGUGGAAGUGGGAAACAGAAGGUUCUGAGCAAGACCCCAGUUCCAUCAGCAAGGCCUCCUCCACCUCAUGAGGAAGUUCCACCAGCAGAAUUAUCUGAAGCAUCUUCUUUUCACAACAAAKACUCAGAGAAAAGUGGGUUUGGUAGAAUUAAAUCACCAGCACCUUCACCCACCAGCAGAAACCUGCCAGGACAUACCAUGAGAUCUCRAUUGUCUUCUUCCAUGAAAGACAACACUGUGAAGAUGACUCCACCUAAAGCACGCUACAUCAAGCAAAGGCAAAAAUCCCUGGAAAGUGAUACAAGUGAAAUAAAAUCAUUAGAUGAAUUAUUUUCAAAAGGAGCUGAUGCAGAMGAUCCAACCAGCAGCAGCUCAGAAUCUUUCAGACUGAAUGUCCUGAGCCUUGAUGAUUUGGCACCAGAUAUUACCAGUACARCAGCAGAAUUAAAGCAGAAAGGAAAAGACAUCCAGGWUACUCAAGAAUCAAASAAAUAUGUGAAAAAAGAUAYWUUGYUGGUGGAAGAGGACCAAGCUGCUCYUAAAAGGACCAGUGCAGUAACUGAUGUGAGUGAUUCUCCUGAAGAGGAUGUUGAAAAAAUCAUCACUGAAGCUGAAAUCUCUGAACAUUUAAGUGGAGUUUCCUCCGAUUUCCCAGCACACRAACAGGAUUAUCUUAAUGAGGAUGAGAGAACUUUUAAUUCAGAAUAUUCUGAAGACUUUGAAACGUCUCUGUCUACAACAGACAGGGAAUGUGAGAGCCACACUGGUUCUGGAGMRCACUCACCUUCAGUGCCAUCCCCGWKGGUCACCCAAGAGCAGCACAGCCGUGKGCACUGUGUGACUGUCACAGAAACYGGGGUUCAGACAGCAGAGCCUCCGUUCACCUACAGCUGGGCAAAGGCAACCCCCUCAGCAGUGCUCACCCCUCCUGUUGGAACCAGCUACGUGGAUCCAGUGCCAAUCGCCAGUCACAUCAUCAGCAUGGAUGCAGUAGAAGCCCUGACUGCUUACAGCCCCUCGGUUCUGGUUUUACAAUCCAUGUGCAAGCAGCACCUGAUGCUGACCCAGCAGUUUGUAGAGAACSUUCACCACCUUCACACAUCCCUGGUGGAGUCAUUGGAGGAUGAGAAGUUCCACUACCAUACCCUGGAAGAGGCUAAAGAGUACAUCAAGAAUCACAAAUCCCCACCUCUAACAAUUGAACAAGCACUUGAAGAAAUUCGGAGAGCCCAGGAUAACUGCUUGGACAGUUAUUGAACUUUAAGUAACAUUUAUAUUUACACCUCUAAGGCUGAAAYAAGAUACUUUUCCAAGCUGCACAGAUAAAAGGUUACAAACUAUGUAGUGGAAGGAUUUGUACAAAUUGCUAUGUUAGUAUGAAUUAGUACAAGUUGCUAAUUAUUGUAUAUAAUUUAGUUUUUUAUACCUGAAUUUUUUAUUUGUGUAUGCAGUACAAGGAUAGGCAGGAAUCUCCAGCCCAUGUCAGCUCAAACGAAAUCAAGAGAACACUUCUCUGUAAUGGAAUGAUGAUAAAUCAUCAUGGUGCACAGAUUUAUCCUGCAAAUUGUGGCAUCUGUGAUCACAUCUGUGAUUGUGGCAGAAGAGAAAAUCUGCACUACAGCCCCCAGAAAUGUGACCACAGCAGAAAAUUAUCAUAUCCUGACUUUAGUGCCAUUAUCCAAACAGUGUUUCUAUAUAAUCAGGCUUGUCAGAUUACAACAAACCCAAACACAGCUCCCAAGCUUGGAGUGUGUAAUUUAAAUUAAGAUAAAUUAUGAAAAAGC
Messenger RNA from Malurus melanocephalus (red-backed fairy wren), 2519 nucleotides. It is a transcript of the gene CUNH19orf44, whose product is annotated as chromosome unknown C19orf44 homolog. Lineage: Eukaryota; Metazoa; Chordata; Aves; Passeriformes; Maluridae. The record is from RefSeq and is a predicted model, not a curated record.